This is a messenger RNA of Trifolium pratense (red clover), 1583 nucleotides long. RefSeq names its product metacaspase-3-like. Bases 314 to 1216 code for a protein of 300 amino acids. Gene Ontology annotation, molecular function: cysteine-type endopeptidase activity. The transcript has 6 exons. The record is from RefSeq and is a predicted model, not a curated record. Lineage: Eukaryota; Viridiplantae; Streptophyta; Magnoliopsida; Fabales; Fabaceae. Gene Ontology annotation, biological process: proteolysis.
CUCAUCUUCGUUGAAUCCUUAUCUUCGUUGAAUGAAAUCAGUUACGAAUCGUGGGGAGAAAGUAAAGGAACUGAAAGGAGAAAAAGGAGGACUUCAACUCCUCACUCACAGCCUAUAUAUAGAUGCAUUCAGAAUGAAAAUAGGAGCAUCUUCCACUACGACAAGUUAGAGCUUAAGAGAAAAAACACUUACUUUAAAUUCUGAGAAUUAAGUUUACUGCUUUACGUGUUGAGAGCUGCAGCUUGUCCUUUGUUUCCUGUUCAAAUACCAGUUUCGGUUUUUUUUCAUUAGCGUCUACAACUACAAUCUCAGCAUGCAUUAUCCUCCUACUACCUAUGGAACACCUGUCCUUUCCUAUUAUCCUCCACUGAGGCCUCCUUCUGCAUUUGGUAACAAGAGGGCUGUGUUAUUUGGAAUCAGUUAUGCUGACACGGCGGCUCCGAGGAAGCUUAAAGGUUCUGUGAACAAGGCUAAACUCAUGAAACAAUUUUUGAUUGACAAGUUGGGAUUUCCUAGCAAUUCCAUAUACAUGCUCACAGAUGAUUCAGAGGAGAAAAACACAAUCCCAACAAAAAGUAACAUGCGAACGGCCAUGAGGUGGCUAGUUGAGGGCAGCAAACCAGGGGACUCGUUGGUGUUUUACUUCUGUGGACAUGGAUCACGGGUUAAAGACCGUAACAUGGAUGAGGUUGAUGGGUAUGAUGAAGCAAUAUGUCCUGUUGAUUAUGAACACGAGGGUAUGAUACUCGAUGAUGAAAUCAGUGCCACAAUUGUUAGGCCUCUACCUCAUGGUGCCAAACUCCAUGCCUUCGUUGAUGCAUCCUUUAGUGGGACAGUUCUUGACUUAUCAUUUUUGUGCAAGAUGAACCGGAUUGGUUCUUUUGGUUGGAAAGAUCAUAGACAACGGAGAGCCGGUUACAAAGGCACAAGUGGAGGGAUAGCAGUUUGUAUUUCAGCCUGUGAUGACAAAGAUGGAAAAGCAGCAAGCAAAUCGGCCUUGACUUACAGUUUCCUCCAAGUCAUGCAAGAUGUACCUAAAUUGACAUAUGGUCGCUUGCUCAAUGCUAUGCUCUUUACAAUCCAAUGGGCUAAAGCUGGAAAGAUUGAACUAAAAGGCCAAGAUCUUGCAAGGACCACUUCGCAACAAUAUGCUCAAGAGCCGCAACUGUCGUCUUCUGAGAAGUUUGAUAUUUCUACCAAGUUGUUUAUAAUCUGACACAAAUAAAAGCAUUGUUGAAUAAAAUGGGCGCAGGAACAGAAAAAGACUAAUGUCCAGUUGGGAAUAAGGAAAGUACUUGGAUUGGAUGUAUACUAUGUACCGACUCAUUUGUGCUGUCCAACCACUAGCUGUUCUAAACAUUGAUGUAGAUUAAGACACUUUUGACAAUAAACUACUCUCUCUGAUUUAUGUGUAUAUGAUUCAUUGAGGAAGUGAAUGAGUUAUGUAAAUUACAUUAUUGAUUUUUGGUUCGGUGUUUGCUUGUUCUUUGCUGAGAUAAAUACAAUCUUUUUCCGAGAAGCUACGAAGAUGAAUUAGUGAAUGCAUUAUAAAGUUGUUGUAAAACAUUAUCAACGAGGAUAAG